Molecule: messenger RNA, 1410 nt
Organism: Strongylocentrotus purpuratus (purple sea urchin)
Lineage: Eukaryota; Metazoa; Echinodermata; Echinoidea; Camarodonta; Strongylocentrotidae
Product: proline-rich transmembrane protein 1
Exons: 4
Coding region: 116-805 (229 amino acids)
Cellular component (GO): membrane
Source: RefSeq, a predicted model, not a curated record
CCCAUUCAAGUAGAUAGACGAGUUUCAAGUGCGACGUAUAUCAAACACAGUUCAAAUCAUCUCUCUCGCAUAGUCACAUUACAUCGUUUAGUGUGAGUGGAGAACAAUCAUCAGGAUGGCGUCUGAAUACAAGCAAUUCACCAAUGAAGGUUUUGACGUAGAGGGCGUGGGUCAUGGAGACCCUCCUAGUUACGAUGAGAGUGAUGCGAUUCCAAGCUCAGCUCCACCUCAGAAUCCUUACCCGCCUCCGAACUCUUCUGAGUAUCCUAUGCAACAGCCUUCUAAAUCUCAGCAGGCUUCACAGUUCCCUCAGCAGCAACCAGGCACCUAUGCCCCUCAGCAGCAACCAGGCACAUAUGCCCCUCAGCAGCAACCAGGCACAUAUGACCCUCAGCAGCAACCAGGCACCUAUGACCCCCAGCAGCAUCCAGGCACCUAUGACCCUCAGCAGCAACCAGGCACCUAUGCUCCUCAGCAGCAACCAGGCACCUAUGCCCCUCAGCCGCAGGUGGUUCAGGUGCCGAUCCAACAGAACAUAGUUCAUGUGAGCCCGAUGAAAAUGCCGAAUGACUACUUUGCUCUAGCUCUCGUCACACUCUGCUGUUGUUUGCCGUUUGGGAUUGUAGCUCUCAUCAAGUCUACUGAGGUAAGGAACCGUUCAGCAGUUGGGGACUACCACGGUGCCGCUGUCUCAUCUUUGGAGGCGAAACGCUGGUCCAGAAUCGGGAUAAUGUUUGGAAUUAUUUCUGGACUUGUUACCAUUGUGUAUGCUAUAUUACACUCAUCCAUUGAAUAUGGUUAUUAGAAAAAUAAAAAGAAAGAAGGAAGACGGGGGACCAUGAUUAGAAAGAAAGAAGGGCUGCGUAGUUUGAAACCCAAUUGUUUGAUCUCAGUCAGUUUGAUUUCAUGACCACAAUCCUCGAUUAUAUAGAUUUUCGCAAAACUCCGCCAUAGGACCACUGCAAACGGGAGAAAUAGCUAGAGACAGAGAGAGAAAGGGAGAGAGAGAGAGAGAGAGAGACUGAGAAGGGAGGGAGAGAAAGAGAGACAUAGAGAGGAGGGAGAGAAAGAGAGAGAGAAAGGGUUGAUUAGAAAUGCCUCCCUUUAAAUGUUUAUUGAUACGUGUAACAAUACGAUACUUAACAUUUAAUAACUUUUGAAUCGAAUUAUAAUAAUUUAAUACAGUUAAGAUGACAGUAAUACAAAUACAUAGGUCUUUGUUACUCGUAUGACCGUAUUCUUUUUUAUUUCAAUGGCUCUGUGUAUGCAGUACUAAAUGUGUUCAAGGAUUAAUUUUUUAGUUAUCUCAAAUCGAGUGUACGUGUUUAAGGGGAUAGAUGAGUUUCGUUUUCAGACCGCAAAUGCCUUCAACGUGCAUGGUUAUUUCUUUUAAUCUUAUCUAUGACAUUU